Dimorphilus gyrociliatus is the source of this 768-nucleotide messenger RNA. NCBI's taxonomy places the organism in Eukaryota, Metazoa, Annelida, Polychaeta, Dinophilidae. The record is from the annotation of a GenBank genome assembly.
GUAUUAGAUAUUUAACAGAAAUAAUUUCGAAUUCAAAAUUUUCAUCAAGUUGAGAUUUUCUUACUAAACUCCGAAAGAUUUGCAACAAUGAAGGAAAGAUUGAUUGAACUUGUUGCUAGAAACUUGGCAAAACCCAGAAAUUCGCUCAGCGGCUUAAUUAUUGGUCAUUAUUUCUUAAGGAGAAGGAACAGAACAUUGGAAGAGAAUGCAGUUAAACUAUCCAAAAUAGAGAAAGAUCAUACUGUUUUGGAAAUUGGGUUUGGGCCCGGAGUAGGCUUAUCCAAAGCAGUGGAAAAAGUUCAAGAUGGUAAAGGUAAAAUAUACGGGAUCGAAUUGUCUCUUUCGAUGGUUAACUCUGCAAAUUUGUUUUAUAAAAAAUAUAUAAAUGCUGGGAAACUUGACAUAACUUAUGGGUCAGUGACACAAUUACCAUACGCCCCAAACACCUUCGACAGGAUCUAUCAUGUCAAUUGUUAUUACUUUUGGAAAGAUAUGCCUCUAGCCUGCACCGAAUUGUACAGAGUUUUGAAGCCAAAUUCUUAUGUUGUAGCUACUUUAAAUUUAGAACGAUUAAAAUUAUCGAAAAAGAAAGGCUUAAUGAAAUAUGCUAGCUUCGAUCCUAUCAAAUACAUGCAUGCUUUAGAAAGUGCUGGCUUCGAAAAUGUUAAAAUUGAGUAUUUAAAUGGUUAUCAAGCGAUCUAUGGACAUAUAGCUAGUAAACCUCAAAUGAGAAUCAUUGAUGAAACAAUUGUAAAAGCUAAUAAAUGA